GCAGUGGAUCAAGACAGAAGACAGGACAGUCAAGACGACAGAAAAGAGAGCAGCUGAAGUAGUUUCAGGAACAAAGACAUAAACCUCUGUCAGGUAUCCAGCAUGCGUGCUCUGGGGGUUCUGCCUCUGCUCUUGUGUGCAGUGGUGUGUGUGGUCCAGGUGAGAGCAGAGGUGAAGGCGGUGAAGCUGUGCGGUCGAGAGUUCCUGCGGGCUGUCGUUUACACCUGCGGAGGCUCUCGUUGGAGGAGAUUCCUCAGUGAGUCAGACAUGGACGGUUUGCCCACAGGGGAGCAGAACAGUUUGGAGAGCCUGAGCAGCAGCAACCCGGGCUCUGAGCUGACCAGACGGGAUAUCAACAACAUACUGACCACCGUGUGCUGCCAGGUGGGCUGCAGGAAGAGCGACCUCACCUUCCUCUGCUGAGACCAACCCCCUUCUCUCUUCUUCUCCCUCCAAAAGGACUCUGCUCUCUCCCGUCUCGCCUUAGUAGAAACCAAAUCUGAAUCAAAACCCUGAUAUGAUCAAUGUAUUGUAUGUACAAUAAAGCUCUACAGUUUUCCUAA
This is a messenger RNA of Epinephelus fuscoguttatus (brown-marbled grouper), 563 nucleotides long. RefSeq names its product insulin-like 5a (gene insl5a). Gene Ontology annotation, cellular component: extracellular region. Gene Ontology annotation, molecular function: hormone activity. NCBI's taxonomy places the organism in Eukaryota, Metazoa, Chordata, Actinopteri, Perciformes, Serranidae. The record is from RefSeq and is a predicted model, not a curated record. The coding region runs from base 103 to 423 and encodes 106 amino acids. The transcript has 2 exons.